Rotaria sp. Silwood2 is the source of this 687-nucleotide messenger RNA. Lineage: Eukaryota; Metazoa; Rotifera; Eurotatoria; Philodinida; Philodinidae. The record is from the annotation of a GenBank genome assembly.
AUGGAAUUGAAUCUCGCCCGUCUUCACUGUGUUCUUCUGCAGACAAUUAUUGAGAAAGGUCAUACGUGUUCGAUUGAAGACUUGAGCAAGAUAUUUCAACGAUCACCACAUGAUGUCAUCCAGUGUCUACAUCAUCUUCAAGAAUAUCACGGUGUGGUAUUGCAUCCGAAAUCAUCCGAAGUCUGGAUUAUUCAUCCGUUCUCUUUGGCACCGACUAAUUUCUGGGUAGAAAGUGCCCGAGGAAAAUGGUGGGGCAACUGUGCUUGGUGUAGUUUAGGCGUUGCUUCCCUUCUCCAAGAAGACGUAACUAUUACGACGACACUUGGUGGUGAAGCGACUCAAAUUCAAUUUCAAAUCAAGAACGGAGAAAUCAUAUCUGCUCAGCCACUUUUUGUUCAUUUUCCAAUACCGAUGAAGAAUGCUUGGGACAAUGUAAUAUUUACAUGCAGUGUCAUGCUAAUCUUUACUUCAGACUUAGCUGUCGAUGAUUGGUGUCAACGACAUCGUUUACCUAAGGGAGAUAUUCAACCAAUCGAAAAAAUUUGGAAAUUUGCUCAAGCCUGGUAUGGAAAUCAUCUACGUGAAGAUUGGAAAAAAUGGACUGCUGAAGAAGCUCUAUCCAUUUUCAAUCAAUUCAAUCUCACCAAUAACAUUUGGCAAAUUCCUGUCGCCAACGUUCGAUUUUGA